This is a messenger RNA of Funneliformis caledonium, 2085 nucleotides long. NCBI's taxonomy places the organism in Eukaryota, Fungi, Glomeromycota, Glomeromycetes, Glomerales, Glomeraceae. The record is from the annotation of a GenBank genome assembly.
AUGAUUCCAUCGAUAAAAGAGAUAAAUCAAGAACUUGUUCGUCGUUUAUCUCACACGAGGUCAUCCACGUCAUCAUACUUCACUGCUGCCGAACGAAGGGAUAGAGAUACUAUUUUAAAUGAAAAGAAUUCUCGUAGGUAUGCCACAUACGAACUUAAUUGGUAUGACUUUAAUAAUAUUGAUGAUCACGUUGUCACUGAGGAUCCGCAGGGUGCAUUCCCAGAACCAAUGAUAAUACAAAGGUCAACUUCACCCACGAAGACCACCCCUUUCCCUUCCCCUACUUCAAUUACAUCAUCGUCGUCAUCAAUUGAGGCAACAUCACCAGAAACCGAAAAAAUUGACAAUGAAAAUGAUUCUGAUAAUGAAGAACGACAACCUUCAAUUUUCGGUGGGAUUACCGUAAAAACGGUAAAGGUGGUUCAUGUGACCAACUCAAGGCACAAUUCAUUACAACCUUUACAACCUUCUCGUCGAUCUUAUACUCAAGAUUACAUUAAUAAUGAUAUCAUGCAAGAUGGACCGGAAUUAAUUAGCGUUAUUACAAGAGGUUACCCUGAAAAAUCCGUUUCUAAAACCCAUUUGGAAAAAAAAAAAGCUCCUGGUAUAAACGAAUUAGACAGUAACGAGGAUGAUUCGAAUACGCAUCGCAUGAAACAAAAUACGUCAGCACUUUUGACAAAGGAAAGAAGGAAAACUCGUAUAUAUAAUCAUGAUAUUAAAAUUAUAAAUAGUGAAAGAAUAUUAAGAAGAUCAUUGUCUAACGGCGUAACAAGAACCUCAUCCAAACGCCGAUCCGGUGCUACAAUUUAUAAAAAACAACAAAAACAUAAAACACGACAAAUUCAACAAGAAGAAAAGAUGGUUGCCGCACCAACAUCGAACCAUUAUACAAAUGACCCGACAGACAUGGAAGAAGAUUAUGAUGUCAUACCAAAUCCAACCAAAUUUUUCCCAUGGAUACCAGUCCCGGAAGGUCCACCUAGGUUAAUUCACGCUUCCCUCAUACCUUUGGACCAGAUCGAUAAAGAUGUAACCAGGUUUUAUUUUGAAGAAGAAAUACUUGCUCGGUAUAAACUAAAACGAAAAUCCAAAGUACAAAAUUCGGUUCCUAAACCGAAAAGACCAUCUCAAAUUUUUAGACAAAAUUUAUUGGAACAAAGCCUUGCCAUGUCAUUUCAAAGUGGAUAUAUACGUAAUGCCCCCAAACCUAAAAGAUCAUCUAUCAGACGAAGUGUUACCAUGUCUCGACCUAAACGUAAAGAAUCUCCUCUUGAUGCUCCCAAACCGAGAAGACCAUCUCAAAACUUUAGACAAAAUUUAUUGGAACAGAGUAUUGACAUGUCACCUAAUGAAAACGUUCAUGCAUUUCGACCUAAACGUAAGCAAUCUUCUCCUCUUAUUGCUCCCAAAUCAAAGAGACCAUUCAAAAUCUUUAGACAAGGUGUUAUGUCAUUUAAUGAAAAUGUUCAACGUAGACAAUCUCCUCCUCUUGAUGUUCAUAAACCGAAAAGACCAUCUCAAAUAUUUAGACAAAAUUUAUUGGAACAGAGUAUUGCCAUGUCAUUUAAUAAUGAUUAUGCUGUUCGAUCUAUACGUAAACAAACUUCUCUUUCAUCGAAAAUACCAAGACGUAGAUUUUCAAGGAAGGGAAGUAAUGCUAAAUUAAAUGAUAAGGAAGCAAGAAGAGAAAGAUAUAUGAAAAGAGCUGAAAAAGUCAUAAAUGAGGUCACUCAAAAUCAGGCAGAUAAAGUGAAACAAAAACCAAUAAAAGUCUUGGAGAUACCAAGGAUACUAGACAUUGAUGAAUUGAACAAGAGAGUUGAAGAGCAACUUCGUAAAAAAGCAUGCUUACAGUCUCCCCAACCACCUCCAAGACAACCGGAGGUAGAAUUAAAGAAAGUAGAUGUGCGAAGAAAAAGAUCCAAAAGCGCAACUUUCUCUUUAAUAAAUGUACGUGAACGUUCAAAUGAACCUUCACAAGGAGAAUCCCCGCCUCGUCUACCUAGUCGUCAUAUGUCACUUUACAAUUCACCAAUUCAUAUUCCUUUUGCUACCCACAUCGUUUCAUCUGCAAUAUUUUAA